Molecule: messenger RNA, 1340 nt
Organism: Sardina pilchardus (European sardine)
Lineage: Eukaryota; Metazoa; Chordata; Actinopteri; Clupeiformes; Clupeidae
Product: testis-specific serine/threonine-protein kinase 1-like
Exons: 3
Coding region: 71-1039 (322 amino acids)
Biological process (GO): protein phosphorylation; intracellular signal transduction
Cellular component (GO): cytoplasm
Molecular function (GO): protein serine/threonine kinase activity; ATP binding
Source: RefSeq, a predicted model, not a curated record
UUGUUGUCAGCUAAAAUCUGGGUGUCAUGCCCAGUUAACCGAGCCAGGCCGCCAUCGCAGGUGUUCCACCAUGGACGAUUCCCAGGUUUUGAAAAAACGGGGCUAUACCCAAGGUAUUAGUAUAGGGGAAGGAUCUUAUGCAAAGGUCAAAUCAGCCUAUUCUGACCGCCUAAAAAUGAAUGUCGCUGUUAAGAUCAUCAACAAGCAGAGGGCACCCAAAGACUUCUUGGACAAUUUCCUACCCCGUGAACUUGAUAUCCUGGCAUGCCUAAACCAUAGGAACAUCAUAAAAACCUAUGAAAUAUUUGAAACCUCAAGUGGGAAGGUGUACAUGGUGAUGGAGCUCGGCGUGCAAGGCAACCUGCUGGAAUUCAUCGACUUCCGAGGUGCGUUACCCCCAGAAUUCUGCAAGAAACUCUUUCGUCAGCUGGCGCGCGCCAUUAAAUUUAUCCAUGACCAAGACAUAGUUCACCGAGAUAUAAAAUGUGAGAACCUUCUCCUCGAUAAAGAUUUUAAUUUGAAGAUAGCUGAUUUUGGAUUCAGCCGGAGGCUCUCGGACAGUGAUGGAGUGAUGGAGCUCAGUAAGACAUUCUGUGGCUCUGAAGGCUACGCUGCACCUGAAGUGCUUCAAGGCAUUCCUUACGAUCCAAAACUUGGCGACGUUUGGAGCAUGGGUAUCGUUUUGUUCGUUAUGAUAUCCGGAUCCAUGCCAUUCGACGACUCAAACGUCAAGAAAAUGAUCAAAGUUCAAAAAGCGCAUCGGUUGACAUUUCCUAAGUCAAUGGUAGUAUCGCCCCCGUGCAAAGACCUUAUAUACAGAAUACUUCAUCCUGAUCCCAAGAAGCGUCUUAAAGUUGUCGAAUGUUUGGAGCAUCCUUGGCUACAGAUAGAAUGCGACACUGCGGAGGCCAUCAUAAAUAGACAAGAUGGACAAUCCACCGCUAAAGGCUCCCUCCAACGAGAUGGCACCUGCGACACGGUCUCCAAGGCCAAACCAGAUCUUGAGCCAGAUUUGCCGCUGCAGUGUGCAGCAAAGUAAUCUCUUGGACAGGACUUGUUUCAUCCAUGCUACUGGAGUGACUGAGGAUUCUCUUGCCAGACAAUGCUGCAGUGGGGAAGAUGAUAACGAUUCAGCAGAUGUUGGGGACUACCAGGAAAUUCAGAUGAAGCCGGUGUUAACUCAAACAGCUGACAUUAAACAGGUUGCCUCAUUUAAGGAGAAAGUUACGGUUUACAAUCUGUAACACUGACCUCUAAUUGAUCUCAACAGUUAAAAGACUGUUUGAACAGUUCAGAGUUUCCCUCAUAUUUGGUAUGGAACUUGUGUCAGAACCACCACC